GCAUGCGCAGCAGCCAGCUAGCCGUGUGGCGACGUGUACCCGGUGAGUGUGUGAGUGGAAGAGUUCAGGUCUCUCAUCAUCUGCUGCUGCUGGACAACAAGCUCACAGUAAACCCUACACAGAGGUGAACCAUGGGAGGAGCGCAGAGUGUGGAGAUACCAGGAGGAGGCUCAGAGGGCUACCACGUCCUCCGGGUUCAGGAGAACUCGCCAGGACACCGAGCAGGACUGGAGCCUUUCUUUGACUUUAUCGUCUCCAUCAACAACACCAGACUGAACAAGGACAAUGACACCUUAAAAGACUUGCUGAAAGCCAGUGUGGAGAAACCAGUUAAGAUGCUGGUUUACUCCUCAAAGACCCUGGAGCUGCGGGAGUCUACAGUCACGCCCAGCAACCUGUGGGGGGGCCAGGGCUUGCUCGGCGUCUCCAUUCGUUUCUGCAGCUUUGAGGGGGCCAAUGAGAAUGUUUGGCAUGUACUGGAAGUAGAGCCUAAUUCCCCAGCAGCCCUCGCCGGCUUGCGGCCGCACACUGACUACAUCAUUGGAGCCGACACUGUUAUGAAUGAGUCAGAGGACCUGUUUUCUCUGAUAGAAAGCCAUGAAGGGAAAGGACUGAAGCUCUAUGUGUACAACACAGACACUGACAACUGCAGAGAAGUGAUCAUCACACCUAACAGUGCCUGGGGAGGAGAGGGCAGCCUUGGAUGUGGGAUUGGCUAUGGAUACCUCCACAGGAUUCCCACCAGGCCUUUUGAGGAGGGCAAGAAGAUCAGCUUCCCUGGAAACUCUCCCAGUGAGCCUGUCAGUCCGUUGAAGGAUGGAUUCACUGAGGUCCAGCUCUCAGCAGUGACCCCUCCUUCUACUGUACCUGCUGUCCCCACUGGCCUUGAAGAUGCACUGUCAGGCCUGUCAAUCAGCAAAGCCCCGCCCACCAUGCCCAGGGAGCUGCAGACAGGUUUGCCCACAGUCCCUCUGCUCCCCUCCUCCACCAACCCCGCCCUAGGCCCACUCACUCCACUGAAUCCUGCCACCACUGGCUUCAACCCCGCCACCACGCUACCAGGUCUGUUGCCCCUCCCAGCUGGCUUACCUCCGCUCCCCAACUUGGCCAACCUCAACCUGCCACUCCCAGACCUCAGUGCCAUGUCACUAGCGGGCACAUUACCACCAGGUACAGUCCCUCUGGGGCUCCCACCCCUCAACCUCCCAGGUCUGGCCCCCUUACCCCUUCUACCCACCAUGCUGCCCUCCCAGCUGCCUCCUAACUUCCCUCAGGGAGUGGCCCACUUCCUGUCCAACGCCACCGCCGCUCAUACAGCCUCGGUCACAGUCACAGCAGCGCCUGCGUCCGAGCCCGCCGCCGACCCCACAGUCCCCACGGAAGCGGCCUCCACGAACGCCACGGAAUCGCCGGCCCCAACGGAAACAACACUAACGUCGUAACCUGGGAAAGAAGAUCCCGCUUGCCAUCAAAACCAAAACAUACAUCCGGUUUCUCUCCCCCCCCAUACCCCCCUCCCUGUCUGUCUUUCUCUGUGUUUUUCUAUUUAUUUGGCCAAGAGGGACAGGCAGACAGCUGCACCAGUACAGACACAGGAGGGCGUCGUGCUCCAGGUAUGGGUGAGGAAGCUUGUGUGGAGCUAUGAAGGAUGAAUGGAUAUGAAGAAUGGAGGACGGAUGUAGACUGGUCUUACCAACAUGUCUUUAUUACCAGAUUGUCACGGAGUUUGUCCAAGCCACUGUAGGACGAGGACAAGGUCUUACUCUUCGGUUUAUAGUUUGCUUCGCACUUCUGCAGUUACAACAAGGCAAAGAACUAUCUUUCUCCUUUCUGAUCUGGCAAGCCUUUCUGUUUCACACUUAUGACUUUUUUUUAUAUAAAUAAAAUAAAUGUUUAUGGGGCUGGACCAUAAAUCGAAUUUACUGACUUACUAUCAACAUCAUGAAUUACAAAUAAACUAAGAAUAGCUACAGCAAUGACUGGAAGUUGAGCUCAAAGUCCAGUUCACAGGGUGUUUAACUGGUCAUACUGGAAUAAACCAGGACAAAGAUAUCAGAAGUGGGCCUACAGGAGAAAAGAAACAUCAUGCACUGCUGUAUUAAAAAAACAUAGGUAAAUAUGAAUUCAUCAUGUUAUAGGUUUUUGGCCUUAUCAUCCAGCCCAUACAUGUAACCUUUUUAUUAUUAGUUAAUAGACCCCUGACCGAUAGAUUAAUUUGAUUGACAUGUAUAAUUAUUUUUUCGAAAUUGCUGUAUGAGUGUCUCCACCCAAAUGAAUGAAUCUGCAUUAUUUUGCACCAUCUCUGAGUUUUGAAAUUAUUAGUCUGUCCCUUUGUAUGUCUCCAUGUAUAUCCAGAACUCGACAGUAUCCGUCUCUACCACACGGGGACGGUAACAGCCUGAAGGCCAUGCCAGAGGGGGGACAGAGGUUUACAGUUACAGGAGCUACUGAGCAGAGUGUAUGUGCUUGCUGUUGGGUGAAACGCGGAUGGAGAGGUAUUAAUAAAUUACACACCGGACGUCUCCUCGUGGCAUGGCCGAAGCGAAAUUGGUAGGCAGAGUUGCAGUGAUGCACUGCAACCACAAGGUGUCACUGUAACAGAACUUUCUGAAAACAUCUACACUGUGCACAGUGCGAGCAAUAAAGCCAAAUUAAUUUUA
Sebastes umbrosus (honeycomb rockfish) is the source of this 2660-nucleotide messenger RNA. Its product is annotated as Golgi reassembly-stacking protein 2-like. Gene Ontology annotation, molecular function: protein binding. Gene Ontology annotation, biological process: Golgi organization. NCBI's taxonomy places the organism in Eukaryota, Metazoa, Chordata, Actinopteri, Perciformes, Sebastidae. The coding region runs from base 132 to 1442 and encodes 436 amino acids. Gene Ontology annotation, cellular component: Golgi apparatus. The record is from RefSeq and is a predicted model, not a curated record. The transcript has 10 exons.